AACUCACUGCGAUCGAUAGUGAAUUAUGUGAGGAGAGAGUGCGUUAAAAAAGUUGUAGAAAUGUGGAAAAAAUUCAAUAAGUAUUUUAAUGAUUACUGCGAACAUUCUAGUAUUAUUGGAUGCAAUUAUGUGGCAGAGAAACGAUCGAAGACUGAACGAUUCCUGUGGAUCACCCUUAUUGCCAUUGCAAUAGCUCUAUCAAUUUACUUUAUUAUGGAACAAUACUACAAAUAUGAUGAGAAUCCAUUUAUAGUUAGCUUUGCAACGAGAGAGAGGCCCAUAUAUACCAUACCAUUUCCAGCUAUAACAAUUUGCCCGUUCACAAAAGCAGACAAAAGUAUAUUUAACUACACAGAUGUUAUUCAUAGACUUUGGGACAAGAAACCAAUUUCUAAUUUUGAAAUGCAAACCACCCAAUACAUGACAUUGCUUUGUGACGGCGAUAAUGAUGUUGAUGAUAUUGAGGAUUUAUUGUUAGAAAACGACACUUUUACAAAUCAUUACUAUGAUAGACUUGAUGAGAUUGAUACAUUAGAAAAACUGGUAGAAGAAUUUAACUGUGACUUUAUGGGUGACUUUGAAGAUAGUUUUGAUUGCAAUGAAAUUUUUACUCCAAUAAUCUUGGAUGGAGGUAUAUGUUAUACCUUUAACAUGUUAAACAGAGAAGAAAUUUUCAGACCUAAAGUGUACCAAUAUAAUCAUAGCCACCAAGUUAAAUGGGAACCUAAAAGUAGUUGGAGUGUCGACGAUGGAUAUUCUGCAGAUAGUGGAAAAUUUGCGUAUCCAAGACGAGCUCUACAAUCAGGAGCAGACAACGCAUUGCAGGUGACGUUGUUCGCAAGAGUUCAAGAUAAUGAUUAUAUAUGCAAUUCCGAUAUUGGAUAUAGUAUAUCAGUCCAUUUACCGAGUACCAUUCCUCAGACAAAAAAGGAUUUUUUUAUUCUUCCACUUGAUACAAAUUCCCAAAUAAUUCUCCAGCCAAAUUUAGUGACAACCUCCAGUACUGUCAAAAAAUAUAAGAUAGAGGAUAGACAAUGCUUUUUUAGCGACGAGAGGAAUUUGGAAUAUUUCGUAACCUACACUCAGGAAAAUUGUUUUCUCGAAUGUCUCACAAAUUACACGUUACAAAAAUGUGGAUGUGUUAACUUCUUUAUGCCCCGUGAAAAUACAACUAGUAUUUGUGGGAACUCACGUAAAGAUUGCCUUGCUAACGCAGAAAGUGAAAUCAAACUAGUCGAAAUAAACGCCCUUCUUGGAAAAGGCAAAGAAUCUAGUUGCAAUUGUCUUCCACUUUGUAAUCAACUCAAAUAUCAAGCUAAUACAUCCAGAUAUCCUUGGAAAUGGAAAGAGCUUUUCCGUGCUCAUAAAAAACUGAGAGAAUUAAUGGAAUACAAUGAAACUUAUAUUCAAAAAGUGCACUAUUCCUCGUUGAAGAUCUUCUUCAGCUCAGACCAGUUCCUGCCAUCCGAGAAAAAUGAACUAUAUGGAAUGUUCGACUUUAUUUCAAACUUUGGAGGACUUUUAGGACUUUUUACUGGUUUUUCUCUUUUAACUGCAGCUGAAAUUGUCUAUUAUAUAUCUAUUAGACUAUGGUGUAACAAGAAAUUGUAUAAUGAUAUCUCUGGACCACCAGAGGAAGAUUGAUCUUAGUUGUGUAAGAUCAACCGGUGAUAAUCGAUAUUUUUUUAAUUUGUUGUUUUUAUCAAACAGAAAAUGUGAGAUGGAUUGUUGAAUAUUUUAACAAAUUAAAAUUAAUUAUUAGC
Diabrotica balteata is the source of this 1763-nucleotide messenger RNA. Lineage: Eukaryota; Metazoa; Arthropoda; Insecta; Coleoptera; Chrysomelidae. The record is from the annotation of a GenBank genome assembly.